Messenger RNA from Linum trigynum, 1179 nucleotides. The record is from the annotation of a GenBank genome assembly. Lineage: Eukaryota; Viridiplantae; Streptophyta; Magnoliopsida; Malpighiales; Linaceae.
CUCCUACUACUAUUGCACGUAUUGUUAAUGUAUAGACAUAUUUAUUUGGUUUAGAAGUCCAAAUAUGCUUUAUUUUAAUAGUUUAUAUGCCAAAAACACCCUUCCUACAAACUCUCAUAAGGCUCGAAAUUUUGAAUAGAAUAGGUUCUGAUGGAGAAUCUCCAUAUAAUAGUGGUAGGAGAAUACCUCUCCGGCUUCAAGGUGCCUGACAACACAGAUCCAAUUGAGCUAGCUAAUAUAUGAACCACCAUGAAUUUACGAAACCAGGUAGUCCGACUACUAAAGGAAACAAUCUCUAGCCAGACCUUACUGAACCACAAAAGUUCAUUCUUAACGUGUGCAUUUAGUUUCCUGCGGCAGGUUUCGUGCUCUCCCGGCCAAGAGAGAUUCUCUCCGGCAAAAUUAAAUAUGACUGAACCCAACGAACAACAGGGAACAUUCUUCCAGCACUUGGGACAUGGAGGCAGCAGCAACCCCCUCAGCCCUCAGGCUUCACCACACUCUCUCAGGUAAAACCAAAACCUUCUAGCUAAUUUCUUCCUGUGGUAAUAAGGAUAUGAUUAAAUGUUAUUUUGCAGGGUCGAACAAGAGACUGGAAGCUAUGGAAGACGGAACUACCUCUAUGACUAAAAGCAGUAAGAAUGCACCAGAACGAAUCCCAAAGCUUGAAGGGUUUGGGGCAUCUUACAGUUCUUUAGCUGAAAGAUGAGACCACCUGCUGUCAUCAAAUCUAUGCCAUGAAUCCAGCUCAAUGUCUAGAGGAGCCUCUGAAGAUCAAGUGCUGGCAGCUGAAAGUUCUUAUCCACCAGAUGCUGCUGCCACAGAUAAUGAGAUCAUGGUGAACCUAAUCACCCAGCCAAUGCAUUCACAGGGCACUGAUGACAGAGAACCAGACUGGGCUGAGCUCAAGUUUCAAGUUGCAAAGCUGAUGGAGGAGAAUCUGUGGCAGCAGGCAGAGUUGGCAAGGAGAAAUGUCGAGAAGAAAGUGACUAUCUCCAGGCUUCAAUCACAGGUUGAACAUUUGAAGCGUCAGAAUAUGGCCCUCCAGGAUUCUAUCAGCUUCUAUGAAAUGGGGAAGAAGAAUCAUCGAUCAUCAACUUCAAAGUUGCACCAACUUUGGGACAAGCUCUUCAGAAGAGAAUAUACAGAUUGAUUAUAGUCGCUUUCCCAGAUCCAACC